GAUGUAAAGGAUCAAAUCUCACAGCUCUGCCAUGGGCCUUCGCAGCACACCCCAUACAGGGAGGUGACUAAAAUACUUGCUCCCCUCAGAGAAGGAGUUGUCUGAAGAACAAGGAGGCCCCUGCCCACUGCUGCCCAAGACGAUUCCCAUCUAUCAUGACAGCCAUCCGACUACGAGAAUUUGUAGAGCGUCGCCCAACGGUUCCACCUAGUAUAUUUAUCUGUCACCAAGGAAGGGACAUCAGAGGCUACUACCCUGGGCAACUGGCAAGAGUCCAUUUUGACUACAGCGUGAAGAGGGCUCCAAGAACCCUUAUAGACCUGGCAAUUCCACCCAAGAGCAAAACUCCGUACCAGCCUCAAUUAGACCAGCAGACACUCAUUCGAUACAUUUGUUUUGGAAAAUUGUCAAGGCCUACAGGCACGUGGUAUAAUGAAACAACUUACCAAAGAGACUACUCCCUGCCAUUUUAUGAGAUUGGUUUGGAUCAGAAAAUAGGCAUACUUUCAUCAAAUCCUAGACCUCUUAAUUCACUACCAGAAGUCUACUGCUGUGACGAGAGAAGUGGCUUUGCAAGAAACACCUUUUAAAACUCACUUAAAGUGUGGUAUUCCAAGAAAACUACUUUGGGCAUUUUUUUUUUCGUGAGUAAAUUAAUGGUAACAGCACUACUUGUAAGAGUGUAUGCAGAUGGAUCUAAUCCUAAACAAAUAUUAUGCUGCAAAUUCUCUUCAGAGAAAAUUGGUCAGGAAAUCAAGCUCCAACCCUAAGAACAUCUGUCAUCUGCUGAAGAAGCUAGCU
Microtus ochrogaster (prairie vole) is the source of this 801-nucleotide messenger RNA. RefSeq names its product sperm microtubule inner protein 3 (gene Spmip3). The record is from RefSeq and is a predicted model, not a curated record. Lineage: Eukaryota; Metazoa; Chordata; Mammalia; Rodentia; Cricetidae.